GGAGGAGGAUUCGGCUAUGGAGGCGGAGGAGGUGGAGUUGUUGGAGGUGGAGUUGUUGGUGGCGGAGGGGGGCUGACCUUAGGAGGCGGAGGAGGAGGAGGCAAUAACCAAAACUACAACCAAGGAAACUUCGGAGGGCAAAACAACCUGGGUGUUGUGGGCCAAGGAGGAACCGACGGCUUCGGGAACUCGGAUUUUGGACAAGAUCUCGGAUUCGUCUACACCAACCCAGGUUCCCUCCCCCAGGGAGGGGGAUUAGGAGGGGGUGAUCUCUCUCAUGGCAACGUGGGAGGUAUUGGAGGAGGACUAGGUGGGGGUCAACUUGAGAUCGUGUCCUCACACGGAAGCGAUCUCCUGAGCGGAUUGUACGGGACACCUGGCGUAGGAGGAGGGGGAGGAGGAAGCGGAGGAGGUGCAGGAGGAGGAGGCGGCGGUUGUAGGCCCGACGUCCAGAUAUCGGUGGUGACGUCGGUGCGUCUGGUGCCGACGACGCUCAUCAGCACCAGGACGAGGGCCAUUCCGACGACGGUCUUCCAGCAGAUCACCCAGACCAGCAUCUUCCCGACAACGAUCGUCAGGACGCAGGUCAUCACCUCUGUCGUUCCGCCCAUCAUCCAGACGUCAACGCAGGUGCUCACCCAAACACAGUAUGUGACCCGGGCCAGGAUCAUCACAGACACCCAAUACCUGACCCAGACACAAAUCCAGAGGGUCACCGAAACAUCAGUGCAGACAAGGUUCCAGGUCAGCACGACAACUCUAGUUCAGGUCGUCACGAGGACUCAAUUGAAUAAUCAGAUCCAGACGCAGUUCCAGACCCAGGUCAUAACACAGACAAAAACGGAGCAAGUGACGAAGUCAGUGACAGUUCCUCGUUACUUCACGCAGACCUUGACCUCCUACUACCCUGUAACUGACACUGUCACAGCCACCAGAACAAUCCAGAGUGUGGCAACCGCCUUCCAGACAAUCACGGUGCAGGGACAGUGCUCUGCCACAGGAGGUGGAGGUGGAGGUGGGGGUCAGGGUCAGGGUCAGGGUCAGGGUCAGCAAGGCUAUACUUAUAAUAACCCUAAUGUUUACUAGGUGCAUAAAUAUUUACGUAUAUUAUUCGUUCUUCAUUCUAACUCAGAAACAACUGUAUUCUUAUUUUUAAUUUAUGUGUGAAAUGAUACGUUUAUAGUCUGAUAACCUGUUCAAACUAGGUUUAUGUUGUUUAUGUCCAUUUUCCCUCCUAUGUGCUUCAUAUCUCAUAUUGUGAAUGUCCAAAGUCAUAUAUAAAGAAU
This is a messenger RNA of Macrobrachium nipponense, 1286 nucleotides long. Its product is annotated as keratin, type II cytoskeletal 1-like. The record is from RefSeq and is a predicted model, not a curated record. The annotation marks the transcript as partial. The transcript is spliced from 4 exons. NCBI's taxonomy places the organism in Eukaryota, Metazoa, Arthropoda, Malacostraca, Decapoda, Palaemonidae.